Messenger RNA from Phragmites australis (common reed), 1151 nucleotides. Its product is annotated as peroxisomal nicotinamide adenine dinucleotide carrier-like. The coding region runs from base 603 to 1151 and encodes 182 amino acids. The transcript has 6 exons. Lineage: Eukaryota; Viridiplantae; Streptophyta; Magnoliopsida; Poales; Poaceae. The record is from RefSeq and is a predicted model, not a curated record. Gene Ontology annotation, biological process: transmembrane transport; nucleotide transport.
GCCCUACUGCCCCCCGCACGACCCCGCGCGCGAUCCAGCAGCCGAUCCAACCGACUCGCCGCCCGCACCACCCCGCCGGCAACGGCGUUGCCGCCUAGACCACCGUGCCGUCCUCCUCCUGACCUCCUCCGCGCCGCCCUCUUCACCGCACUCCAUAGCCAAGGAUCCGAACGCCGCAUCUCUUCCUCUCCUCGGCCCCACGCACGCGCGCUCGCGGGGGAAGGCGGAUACGGGGUGGCCGUGGCGGAGGCUGGCGCCCUGCGGGCUCCCUAUUCAUCUUCGUCCCCACUGAUGGGUGCCAUCUGAUCCCCGAAUUCGGCGCCGCCAAACCCCCUCCUGGCCAGCGCCACCGCCGCACCCUCGAGGUCUCCGUCCACCGAAGCACGCGCGGUCUGCCAGAUGGAGCACGACCCCUCUAAACCGGCGUUCAAGGACGGCGCCGCGCGCCAGCUAUACCUGGUCCAUCUCCUCGCCCCUCUUUCCUUCUCCGCCCGAAAUUUCAGUGAUCUAACCGGAUCCAGGCCUAAUGCUGCUGCGAUCCCUGAUUUCUGCUGUGGCAAGUGGUGAAGCACGAGGGAUGGGAGCGCCUGUACGGCGGCCUCAUGCCCUCGCUCGUGGGCACCGCGGCCUCGCAGGGUGUCUACUACUACUUCUACCAAAUAUUCCGGAACAGGGCAGAGGCGAAGGCCCUUGAGCGAUCCAGGAGAGGGCUUGGCGAUGGGUCAGUCGGGAUGCUCCAGUCUCUCACUGUCGCUGCCCUGUCUGGCUGCAUCAAUGUACUGCUCACAAACCCAAUUUGGGUUGUUGUUACACGAAUGCAAACACACAAAAAGGCAAACAAACAGCAAAGCCCUCAGGGUUUGACAUGUGCUCUUGACAAGGCCCUCCAAGCUGCUACAACUGAAAACACCCCUUACAAAACUAUUGAUGUUGUUAAGGAGCUUUACAAAGAAGCUGGAGUGCUGGGCUUCUGGAAAGGGGUAGUUCCAUCUCUAAUUAUGGUUAGCAAUCCUGCAAUUCAGUUCAUGUUGUAUGAGACUCUUCUGAAGAAAUUGAAGAAGAGACGGGCCUCAAAUUUGAAGGGAGCUGAUGGACUGACUGCUCUUGAAGUAAGCUUUUGCUUUUCCAGUGGUAGAGAUUGCCUCUACUGA